AUGCCGCAGGAGAGCUUCCUACAGCCCCCCGCACCCCUGAAGCCAGGAUCCAGUGACCUAGGGCUGGAGGGGCGGUGUCAGUGCUUUGGGGAGGAGGAAGAGCGGUUAAAUACAGGGGCGGGGCACAAACAGCCUCCGGCCGCCCCAGUGCGGGGGCGCCUCUCUCAGUCCCGGCCUCCAGCUCCCAGGCCGCCCCCGCACAUCCAGGAAGCGGGUGCUUCCAGCUCCUGGGUGCCGGGGAAGUCCGACCCCGAGGUGUCCGAGGAGCACCUGGCUCUGAAGUCCCGGGGCCCGGGGAGAGACCCCAAACCCUGGGGCGCCGUCCCAACCCACCGCGGCUGUGAGCAAGCAGGCGCCAGGCUCCGGCCGGUGGCGAAGGCGGUGCUGGGGCAGCCCCGGGACGCGCGCGGGCGAGGUCUGCGCCGUGCCGAGGGGUCGGAGGCGCGCCCGCCCGCCCCGGGGACGCGAGGAGGCGGCAGCCGGAGGCUGGUUCUUGCGGUGCCCAGAGCCCGGGCCGCGGCGCGCGGCGCUGACGCUGCGGACCGAGCCGGGCGCGGAGCCGCCCGGAGUCCUGGACGCCGCAGGGAAGAGCUGGCGGCCGCCGGGCUGCAGCCGCCGCCAAGCACGCGGCGUUCGGCGGCUGCUCCAGCGAGAGCGAGCGACCCAGCUGGGGAGCCGCGGCAAGCCCUGCUCCGGCCGCCGGGGAGCCCAGCGUCCGAGCCGGAGGGAGCGGCCAUGACCAAGACCCUGCUCCAUCCGCAGCCUGGGAACACAGAGAUGACUGCACAUCACCCUGCCCUUGAGAAGUGCACCCCGUGGCCACGCGCACCUCAGCACGAUGGAUUUUAGAGAGACAGAAGCUAAGGCUACAAAAAUUCCUGCUGUCCAGCGGCUCUACCCAACCAAGUAUGCACUGCUCUGGGCUUGCAGGGAACUCAAGUAACUCCUGGAGAGGUGUGUCCUUGAGAACAGCCUACUGGGUUCCAACCAAACCCUGCUGGAGCCUGGCUCCUACUGCCCAAGGUCCCUCGGUCUCCUACCUGUAGAACAAGGACCAUAAU
Messenger RNA from Rhinolophus ferrumequinum (greater horseshoe bat), 1061 nucleotides. Its product is annotated as translation initiation factor IF-2-like. The coding region runs from base 1 to 849 and encodes 282 amino acids. The transcript has 5 exons. The record is from RefSeq and is a predicted model, not a curated record. Lineage: Eukaryota; Metazoa; Chordata; Mammalia; Chiroptera; Rhinolophidae.